AGUUAUAAUUUUCAAAAGUUUUGUUUUGAAAUUAAACUUGAUUAUUGAUUAUUCCGCACAAUAGAAAAGUCGAAUAAAAUUAUUAAUAUUAACUACCUUCUUCCAUUUUAAUUCAUAAAAAUCACGUUAAUAAUACUUUUGUGUUCACUCCAUUUAAACUGAUUUUAUUUUGCACUAAACAAAAGUAAAUUUUUGUAAUGGAUGUUCCUGAAAAUGUUCGCAAGGAUUUAAUAAAACUUUUACCGGCUUCUGUUAUAAAUGAUAUUGUUUGUUUUACUUUAUAUGAAAUACAUGCACGGGACCCAAGAAGAGUAGACAUAAUAGUUUCUACUAGCAAAGGUGAAGUGUUGGAAUUUUACGACAGACGUAUAAUUUCAUCAAUUUUAUUAGACGAUGCUCGGAAUGUGAAAGAAAUAACCAUAAUUCGGAAUGAAAAAUGCGUCCCAUUCUACAUACUUUUAACUGAAAGUGAGAUAAUUAUAUUAUCAACAAAUGAUACAUUGAACAUUCAUCGUAGAAUAACAAAUGUUGAGAGUUACGAAUUAAUUGAUAACGAAUGUAGUGGCCAGCCUUGUCUUAAAGUUACAUGUAAGGAUGAUGCUGUCCCAGUGAUGUUCGAUAAAAACUUAAAUGUCAGUCAGCCACUUUUGGCAUCCCAAAAUAAAUAUUCUACAGAAUCUGUGCCUUUAAUAACACAGUUGCAGAGAAAACUUACAGAAGCUAAGUACAAUGUGAAUAAAAAUGAAGGUGUUCUAAAUGAUUAUAGAAAACUUAAGCAAGCCGCUGCCUUUGCAUUGUACGAGACAGCAAAGCCUGAGGAUUCCAUCUUUAGGUUAGGAUCUGCUAGUAUAUCAAAAGCAUUGAAGAUAAAAACCAAGUCUCCGAUACUUAAAGUAUGCAACAAAAAAGUUGUAAUUAUCAUAAAUGUUUGGAAUGAGGAUAAUAUACCAAUAGAAAAUAUACACAUUCUUCUACAUGGUACAUCAAAACUGUCCAUCUCAUAUACCACCAAAAUUUUUAUGCCAAUCAAAUCAUCACCCUUUUGGCAAGAGAGUGGUUUUCAUUCUAUACAAAAUAAUGAGGAACAUUUUAUAGUAGGAGUAAUUGAUUUAAAAGAAUUAAAAUAUAAUAUUUGUAGCAAAAUUGAAUUUGAAGUAGCCUUGUCAUACAAAAAACAGGGCAAAAGCUAUUUGUUGCCGUUAGAAAAUGUUUUAGUGUCAGCAUUAGAUACUAUGGGUAAAGAUUAUGAUGUGAUUCUGGACAAUAAAGAUGAUCCAAACAACCUUUUAGCAGUCUUGGCCUCUUCUGAAAAGACUGAUUUAAUUUUAAGGCAUAUUAAGGAUGAAAAUGGACAUAAAAUAAAUAUAUGCAAUGAAAUAUCAAAGCACUUAGAAUUUGAAGUAUUAGGAACAAUGAAGAAUGUAAUGGUACAUAAAAAAUCACCUUAUCAUUUACUAUAUGGGCUAACAAUAAUAUUAGUGCAGGAAUAUGAAUUGAAGAAUAGCAUUGGAAUAGAAGUAUAUUCAAGAUCUCCUGCUCAAGUCCUGGUAUUCAUACAUUUCAUAAAUGAUUCUAUUCCAUUUAGAAUUAUGGUCACAUUGCCAGAACAUAAAAUUACUGCUAAAACUGAAGACUUAUCACACUAUAAUGAUAUCACCUCUGAAACUUUACCACAAAUAGAUUUUACAAAUGAAGCAUCAGGUAUAUUGAAUCAAGCCACUUUAAUAAAAGAAUACUUUGAUAAAUGUAUGAUUAAAAUGAAUGAAAGUACUGAUCAAGGUAUUUUGAGUAAAAUUGGUCAAGAAAUAGAUUUAAUGUCUUUGGGAGUUCCAGAGUAUGUUAAAUUAAAAAACCAGUUGUUAAAUGAAGCUAUGAUUGGACUCCAGUCUUCUGUUAUAAAAAAUAUAGUUAAUGUUGAUAAUGUUGAUUCUCAGGAAAUGAUGGAUGUAUGAAAUAAAUAAUUUUUUAUCUGUGAUAUUAAGUGGAUCAGGGUUGUAAGUAUUAAAUAAAAAAUCAAUUCCA
This is a messenger RNA of Colias croceus (clouded yellow), 2022 nucleotides long. RefSeq lists its product as uncharacterized. The transcript is spliced from 5 exons. NCBI's taxonomy places the organism in Eukaryota, Metazoa, Arthropoda, Insecta, Lepidoptera, Pieridae. The coding region runs from base 198 to 1952 and encodes 584 amino acids. The record is from RefSeq and is a predicted model, not a curated record.